GCUCCUGCCCCGGGCGAGUCCGGCGACGGCUUGUUGCUGUCGGGUGUGGUGGGCGGGGUGGUGGCGCUGGUGGGUCAGCGGGCGGGGGAGCUGGACGCGGGCGGACUGGUCACAGCGGCGGUGGGGCUGGCCAAGCUGCACUGCCACGUGCGGGUGGACCCCGGGGUGUUUCGCAGCCUGCUGGGGCAGCUGGGGCCGGGCAGGCUGGCGGGGCUGGGGGGCAAGGCGCUGGCCAACCUCAUGUGGGCGCUUGCCACCGCCGGCGUGCAGCCCUGCGGCUCCUGGCUGUCCGGCUUCUACACCGCUGUGGAGCGACGACUGGACACGGCUGGGGGGGCUGCUGCGGGUGGUGGUGGUGGUGGUGGUGGUGGUGCUGCUACACCUCCUCCAACCCCACACUCCCCUUCACCCGCCGCCUCCUCUUCCCUCCGCACCACCUCCACCUCCCCUCCUCCUCCCCCCCUCUCCGGCUCCGACCUCGCCACCCUGCUCUGGUCCUUGGCCAAACUCGACCUCAUGCCCGAGCACUGGCUCAUGACCCGACUGGUGGCCGCCAGCUGCGCCGCCCUGACACACUCGGCCUGUACGGCGGACGGCGCGGCGGUGCUGACGUGUCUGGCUCGCUGCUACUGCGCCUACAACUGGCGGCCGGCGGAGGAGGUGGUGGGGGGUGUGCUGGGGGCGGUGCUGCCGGGGCUGCGGAGGGGCGCGCCAGGGGACCUGGUGGCGCUGCUGCACUCGGCGGUGUGCCUCAGCCAUCUGCCCGCCCGCCCCUUCAUGCUGGAGUACUACUCGGUGCUCAAGGACCGACUGGCCUCGGAGCCGCUGCUGUCGUACUCGGACUUCUCGCGCCUGCUGUGGUCCCUAUCGCGGGUGGACUGCCCGCCGCCGCGGAGCUGGCUACGCGAGUUCCUGGAGCUCAGCGCCCCCAAGCUGCCGCACCUGCGCCCCCGUGCGCUGUCUGAGCUGGUGUGGGUGCUGGCGUGCUGGGACUGCCGCCCCUCGCCCCGCUUCCUGCGCGACUUCUUCCGAGCCUCGCAGCGCCGACUGCCCGAGUACCCACCCGCGCAGAUCGCGGACACCCUGUCCGCCCUUGCCAAGCUGGGCUGCCGGGCGCCCUCGCCCUGGCUCGCCGCCGCCCUGGCCUCCUUCUGCUCCCCCACCUCCCUCGCCGAGGCCUCCGCUCGAGACCUGGUGGCCACCAUUGAGUCGGUUGUGGAGGUGGCGGAGGACCGAACCUGGCUGGCCGCGGGCCCCCAGAAGGCAGCACUGCAGCUGCUGGCAGACAGGGCGGCUGCCAAGUUUGCUGUGUUUGACGCAUGCAGUCAUGCGAGGCUUGUGUUGGCGCUGGCAAGAGCGAACUGCUGCCCGGGUCCCGCUUGGCUGCGGCAGCAGCAGGCGAGCCUGGCGAGUGCUUGGAGCGCGGAAGCGGUGGUG
Messenger RNA from Astrephomene gubernaculifera, 1437 nucleotides. The record is from the annotation of a GenBank genome assembly. Lineage: Eukaryota; Viridiplantae; Chlorophyta; Chlorophyceae; Chlamydomonadales; Astrephomenaceae.